This is a messenger RNA of Salvia splendens (bonfire salvia), 1973 nucleotides long. Its product is annotated as transcription termination factor MTERF2, chloroplastic. The transcript is spliced from 6 exons. Lineage: Eukaryota; Viridiplantae; Streptophyta; Magnoliopsida; Lamiales; Lamiaceae. The coding region runs from base 327 to 1850 and encodes 507 amino acids. Gene Ontology annotation, molecular function: double-stranded DNA binding. The record is from RefSeq and is a predicted model, not a curated record. Gene Ontology annotation, biological process: regulation of DNA-templated transcription.
GCCACCAUCCCCACCCCCUCCAAUCCCCAGAAAACGACCCUCCAUCCACCACCGAAACCCACUCUCUCCGCACCCACAACGCCCGCUCCGCCGCCCUACUCCUCCGCCACCUCUCCCCCCAGAACCCCGACGAACAAAAUCAAGAACCCAACCUUCCGCUUCUCCAACAAGACACGGAGAAAUUGCUCGAGAUUUCGCUGCAGAGCAAGAGGUCCCCUCAAUUUCCCGGAUCAAUCUACUCGAACCCUUCUUCGCAGCUCGUGAAUAGCGUUUUUAGAAAGGGGGGAAACGGCUCCGAUAGUAAUGCCGAUGAGGUGGAUGAUGAAAUGCUCGUGAGGGCGCUCCAGAUUAGGAGGAAAGUGACUGCCCAGGCUUUUAAAGAGGCGCUGAAAAAGGGCAAAUUUGGGAUCACUUAUUGCGAGAAUUUGGUUUCCACGAUACCUGAAUUCAUCGAUUAUGUGAUGAUUAAGGCGGUUUCGAUGAAGGAGCUGCCUGAAUUUUCGCAGUCUUCGUAUAAUUUUCGUGCAGAGUUUUUCAUUCGAGAAUGUGGAGUUGUGCCGCUUAUAAGGUGGUUGAAGCAUAACUCUCUAUCAUACCCUCAAAUAGGGAAGCUUAUAGUUGCAUCAAAAGGGGAUCUUGAUCACAUAAGGCGUCUGGCAGAAUGGCUGAAGACGAUCCAUGUGAAUGGGAGGUAUAUAGGAGUCACAUUGACACGGGCUGGUGGGAACGUGUUGGAACGCAGCAUGGAGGAGUUUGACGAGCUUGUGAAGUAUUUGGAGGACAACGGAGUGAGGAGGAAGGACUGGAUGGGGUAUGUGGUUAGCAGGUGUCCUGAGAUACUGGCUUUUAGCAUGGACGAGCUUAGGUCACGCGCUGAGUUCUAUCUGAAUAUGGGGAUGAAUAAGAAUGAUUUCGGAACCAUGCUUUAUGACUGCCCAAAGGUGAUCGGAUUCUUCUCUAUGGAGGAGAUGAAUCAGAAGGCAGCAUAUCUGAAGGAGUUUGGCCUCAGUGAUGAAGAUUUGGGAAGAUUAUUAGCUCACAAACCACAGCUGAUGGCUUGUAGCAUCGAGGAUAGAUGGAAGCCUCUCGUUAAGUAUUUUUAUUACCUCGGAAUUUCAAAAGAUGGCAUGAGAAGAAUCCUCACUUUCAAGCCAAUCGUAUUUUGCAUUGAUUUGGAGAGCACCAUUGCACCGAAGGUUCAAUUCUUACUGGAUUUAGGCGUUCAGCAAGAUGCAAUUGGGAGUAUGCUCACCAGAUUUCCCUCUCUCAUGACAUAUAGUCUCCACAAGAAGAUACGACCAGUGGUGAUCUUCCUCUUGACAAGGGCAGGGGUUUCUCAACGUGACAUUGGGAAGGUAGUAGCCCUAGGGCCGGAGCUCAUAGGGUGCAGCAUUGUGCAUAAGCUAGAUCACAAUGUGAAGUACUUCUUGUCUCUUGGCAUAAGGCUACCGGUUUUGGGGGAGAUGAUCGCAGAUUUCCCCAUGCUUCUCCGCUACAACAUUGACGUCCUUCGCCCCAAGUACCAGUACUUGAGAAGGAUGAUGAUACGACCUUUGAAGGAUCUCAUCGAGUUUCCAAGGUUUUUCAGCUAUUCGCUUGAAGAGCGAAUAAUCCCUAGACACAGGAUCAUGGUGGAGAAUCGGGUUAAUUUCAAGCUACGGUACAUGUUGGGGGGCUCGGAUGAAGAAUUUCACACGAGAGUGAGGGAGGCAGUAGAGAGACGAAAGCGAUUUGAAUCUGGUAUAGUUAUAGGUGAAGAAGUAGCAUCAGAUUCUGAAAAAGACGAUCAACCAGAUAUGAUGUCUGUUUCUCAAGUAUCAGAUGACUUGGAAAAUCAUUCAGAGCAUUAGCAAAGAGAAUUUCUUCAUUUGUAUUUGUACAUUGUGGUUAUUAGUUCGAUAGCAGCAGCAUGUAUAUAUACUACCAAAUUUUCCUUGUACGUAAGAUUAUGCAUAAAAUAUUUAUACUGGAAA